UAUUUUUUUUUUUUUUUUUUUUUUUUUAAAUAAAUAUAAUUGCUGUGUAAAUGUAUCGCAUGCACUAUUAAAAAAGGAACAGAAUACUAUAAAUGCCAGCCAAUUCUUCAAGUACUCGACUUAAUGCAACUAUUAUUAAUAUACAUUCACCUACUGAUGAAGAACAUUCAAUUCAUGAUGCAGAUACUUUUCCUCGAUCUUCAAAUGCAUCAAGGCAACAGCAAGCAUCUAUACAGCCUUCGCCAAAAGUAGAAGAAUACCGAAAAAUAAUACAGCAUAUUAUUGGAAAAAUUUUAAAACGAAAAAAACCUCCUACAGCUUUAUUUCAUUUAAGUGAGGUAUGCAGGACAUCUCACGUUUCAGAUCAAUUUGAAAAUGACGAUACUAUUGAUCUGCUAAUUCAACUAAGGUCUGCUUUGAUGGUCUGUCACCAAGCGGGUCUUAGUAAACAAGUAUUAAUACAAGGGGAAUAUUCACCAACUGCUACACCAAUAUCUUCCAAAUCAAACUCGCCUGCUCUUUCACCACGAUUAGGAAGCUCAUCUCGCUCAGCUGAAGCUGCUAUACAAAUAUCACCCAAUAUGCUAUCUAAAAAUAAAAAAAAAUCAGGAUUUGAAACUAUACUACAUGUAUUAAAUGAUAUAGUACUCAAUGACUGUCGCUUCAAAACCGCUAAUCCCAAACCAUCUCGGCCACCUUAUACUAUGCAAGCAAUUUUAAUCGAUAUAGCCUUAAUACUCGUUCAAAUUAGAGAUGAUUCUGCUGGAUUAUAUCAUAUUGGAACACUAUUUUUACCUGCCUUUGAAUCAUUUUCUGAUGGUCAAAUGCUUGGUAGAUUACUGUCAUUUUUCUUGGAUAGUUUAUUACCAAAACUUAUGAAAUGCAAAGAUGACUCAAAAACAUACACACAUAGUUCUCAGAAGCAUCCUGAUGACAGCUCUAUCAAACAUACAUAUACAAAAUCACAAAACAAUGUCAACACACCUACUAUUAACAUUCAAAGACCUGAACAAGAGCAAAAAGUCAAUACUUCAAUUAAAAUAUCACAUUUAACAAUUGAUACACGUCUUCAUUCUAUCGACACAAUGGGAUCUUCACCUUUUUCACCCGCUGCUCAUAGUUCAGUUAAUAGUGUUAUAAAUAAUCAAUCUAUUGAUUCUUAUCAUGCAUAUGCACUGUUUACUCCGCUUUUGUACUUUAUGAUUCAAUACUUGGAUCCAUAUUUAGCAGCACAAUCCAAUAACUCUCAACAAGAUAACCUGAAUUAUACCUUAACACGUCAAGCAAACUCGAUUCACAAUUUUUAUCGUGCACUUUCUUAUAUGAUAAGCUGUAAACCUGAUCUUUAUCUUGAUAUACUAGAUAUUAUUUCAAACAGUACAUUUGAGGUGAAAUUUCGUGCAUGUCAAAUAUUAUUUUAUUAUUAUUGCACUAGUAUGGGUCAUAUUGUUGUUGCUGAUCCUUUACCUCCCUUGGGGACACAAGAAGAAUUAGAAAUAUUAGAUCAAUAUCGAGAACAGCAAGAAUUUGAGGAACAACAUCAAAACAAUGCACAAUUUAAUCAGCAUAGUUAUCGAAUUUAUAAUAACCAUCGACCUCAAUUGACAAGACAAUUGACAGGCACAGAUUCAUUAGAAGAAAAUAUAAUUGAAGAUCACCACAUAUGGUUCCCCCAUAUAUUUGACCAAACACAACAAAAGCAAUCACAAUCCUUUGAAAUAGCUGAUAACUAUUUUCACGCCAAUGCUAAUCAGAGUACAUUUCCCCUGACAGUCUAUGAUGAUAUGAAUGAAUCAUUUUGUAAAGAAUGUUUUAAAACCAUAAAAGGGUUUGGAUUACGAUGCUAUCAAUGUAAAGGAAGUAUACAUUACAACUGUUAUAAUGGAGUAAUUGAUAUGAAAGAGGAAGCUAUCAUGUUUUAUGUUAAAGCAGGAGGUAUUCAAAAAGUAGUGACACCUCAAUUCUGUAAUAUACCACCCCAACUACGUUUUCGUGACUUGGUUAAUCGCGGGAUCCGUAGUUGGACUGUAAGAUCGAAUGCAUCAAAAGUUGGGCUUUUAGGUCAUAUAUUUCAAUUAGUCAAUCUUUAUACGCUAGUAAUAUGUGUUUGUUGUGGAUUACCUCUAUGGGGUAUCUCUCAUCAAGGCUAUCGAUGUACAGAAUGCAAUCGAUUUAUUCAUAUUCAUUGCCUUGCUGAGGCCGAAGAAAAAAACGAAUUUUUAAAACCAAAUUCUUCAAAGAACUCUACACUUCAUUCUUUUCAAACUUGUAUACCAUUCCAACCAUUAUUAGAAAGUGAUAUGAAGAUAUCCCAAGCUAAUCUUUCAAAAAAUUUUAUAGAGUUCUAUGAAGAUGCAGUCCCUACAAAUGCUAAUUCGUUAGAAAACCAUAGCUUUGAAGAAGUAAGCACCAUAUUAAAUAUUUUAUUAUUGCAAGAACAAAUUUUACAUUAUGGUAUAGCAACUGGAUGCGUUCUUGUAACACGCGAAUUAGAUGAUCCGUUGUUAUUGGUGCCUGAUAUGUCAAAGGAUAUAUCAGAAAAUGCAAAUGAUAAUCAACUUUCAUAUUGUCCUCCUUUGACAGAUGCUAUUAAACUCUGUCUUGAUGAACUCAAAUUAAAAAAAUCUCGUAGCUCUACUUUUCUUAAAGAUUACUAUGGUGACCGACUUCAAAACAUAGACAACUGUCUAUUAAGCAAAGAAGGAUUUCUUAGCCACCUUAGUGCAAUGAUGAAAUGCUUAACAACAUCGUUUCCUAGUAACAACAAUCUUUCACCUACAGCUAUGCUUAAUACUACUUUCCCUGUUUCUGCUUCAGCAGAAAAAAGAAAAACGGCAGGCGACUCGCGUGGCUUUUUGCAAGUUACGUCAAGCCCAUUAAUGUCAAUAUGGGAUGAUGAAUAUGACGAUUUUAGUGAAAGAAAUAUACCUAAUGAAUACCUUGACAGAUCUAUUCUAUUAUCAUGGAUGAUGACUAACCUUAAUUUUAAGAGUCGAAAAAAUGCUGAAAUUCUUUUGCAACAUAUGAAUAAUUUAGGAUUAUUCGAACGAUUUGAUGCUUCACCAAUUCUCUUCAUGAAUGGUUCAACAAAGUCCUGUCAAUUUCAAGAGCAAGAUAAAUCUGUUCAAUGUGUUUUCCCCGUGCCAUAUAGUAUUGACUGCUCUGCAACUGUUGAAUCUCUUAUUAAUUCCAUUACUGCUUGUUUACAAGAUAUUGACUUAUCUAUUAACGAAUGUGGCCUAUUAAUAUUAGUAAGAAGAUGUUGGCCAGAUCCAUUUAUGUCUAGAUAUACACAGGAACGAUUAAUUCAUGCUAUUGUUACAUGGGCCUUUGAUGAAGAUGAGCGUUUGUUGGCAUUACAUGCCGAAUUGACCUCGAUUAAUAAAAAUCAUCAAACACAUUAUAAUAAACAGCAAAAUAAAUGGGCUCAAGCAGCUUUGCUUUCUCGUAUGAAAGGUGGAAACAAUACCAGUCAUGACCGUAAUCGACAAAGUGCUUUGCAUUAUAAUACAUUGGCAGGCGUUAACAGUGGUGCAAGUAGUAUCUAUGUUACUACACGUGCAGCAUUGAAAGAUAGAUAUAUUAUACGAUGGUUGGCAGCAAUUCAUGAUAUAAAUGAAGAUGCUUAUACGGAUAUGUUAUUUAAUGUUACAGAAGAUAUAAUCGAUAAUAAACAAGAAGAAUGCACUGUCCCUAACUGGGGUGAAGAGAUAGACAGAAAGAAAUACGUUUUACAAAAAUAUGAGCAAUUUAUAAGAUAUAUUUUAAAGUUAAAAACAAAUGGUUUUACGUUCACCUCAUUUGAAAAUCUUUUACAAAAAUGGCUUGAUCGAACGUAUACAGAGUUUAACGAUCUAGAUAUAUUGAAUAAUAAAGAGCCUGCAGAAAUCCGACAUUUAGUAAAACUAUGCUCCUCAAGGGCUCCUAUCUCUAAAAUUCCAGGAAAACCAACAUCGCAUUUAGAUUCUGCUAAUCCAAUAGACAUUAUAAUGGCUCAAUUCAGUGCAGGGGAUACACAAAGUAUAGAGCGUGGUAUGCGUUGGUUAACAUUGAUUAUACAUUCAGGCGCGGGUAUUCCCUCAAAUUCAUUAUCCCAGAUUGCAAGAUUAAUCGUUGUAGCUCGCACUCCUUUAGAUAUUACUGCUGAAUUUGUGAAAGCAAUCUGGUUUCAGGCUGUCAAUAACAUACAUAUACCAACAUCUCGUGCUACUGUUAUUGAUAUUAUUGGUUACUUAAAUGAGAUUGCUUUAGAUACAUUAAAAUUAAAUAAUGAAAGCCAAACCCUUUCUGAUGCAAGCUUAUUAAGUGCACAAACUUUUAUUAAAUAUUCCGCAGCACUUGCUUGUUAUGCUUUUGAAUGCCCUCAACAAAACAUUGAAGAACUAGGUAUUGUACCCUACUCUGGAAACCAUAUCAUAAAUGAAACAAAUAGACGUUCAGCUGUACACAUGGAAUCCUCAACAUUAUCAGCAGCAAAUGAAAAGACGCCGCUAAUUAAGUGUAUGCUUAUUUACUUACAAUAUGAUCAACUUAAUGUCCGGGAAGCUAUCAUAAAAAUGUUUUAUGCUUUAUGUUAUUGGGGCUAUGGAAUGAAUAAUAAGAAUGAGUUUAUAGCUAAAUGUAUGCCGCAAUUAAUACCUUCAAUUUGGGAAUUACUCACGCCUACUUAUGAUUACCUGAGUAGUAUAAAUUUGGGUUUACUUAUGAAAAUAAUUAGUAUUGAUGUGAGAUAUUUCCAUGCUUGUGUCUUUAAAAUAUUUGAAGAUGCAAACUGGGAAGUCAGGGCCUGUGUUUAGCUACUUUGUUGGAUGUCUAUGGGAUAAGGAGCCUAUGCGUUGAUAAGA
Molecule: messenger RNA, 4844 nt
Organism: Cokeromyces recurvatus
Lineage: Eukaryota; Fungi; Mucoromycota; Mucoromycetes; Mucorales; Mucoraceae
Exons: 9
Coding region: 93-4796 (1567 amino acids)
Source: RefSeq, a predicted model, not a curated record